Messenger RNA from Engraulis encrasicolus (European anchovy), 3808 nucleotides. It is a transcript of the gene osbpl5, whose product is annotated as oxysterol binding protein-like 5. The transcript has 21 exons. Gene Ontology annotation, cellular component: intracellular membrane-bounded organelle; cytosol; membrane. The record is from RefSeq and is a predicted model, not a curated record. NCBI's taxonomy places the organism in Eukaryota, Metazoa, Chordata, Actinopteri, Clupeiformes, Engraulidae. Gene Ontology annotation, molecular function: cholesterol binding. The coding region runs from base 833 to 3466 and encodes 877 amino acids.
CAAAUAGGGAGUUUGCAUUGUGGUAAAAUAAUUGACUGCACUGUCCGUGGUUAAUAGAAUUACACGGAUUAUGUUAGGACAAGUUUACUCUACGCAAACUGUAUUGUCCACCUCUUAGGUGCAGAUCCAUACUCCAAUCCGUGUUUUGCGUCUACCCGUUCCACUCUUCGGAACGUACAGUCGCGCAGCGCUGGCAUUUCCUGCCAUUAGCUAACGCUACUCUUGCCAGCAGCUGUAUGGUAGUUUGUGGGAUGCUGCCAUCUAAAAUAGGACCGCUAUUUUAAUUUUGGCCACAGGACGACUUGCUGCCUUGCUCCGAACUGUGAUAUUUUUUAGAACGAAGAUUCCCUAUUUCAGUGGAACAUUUCGUUCGUAAUUUUGGCGUAAACGUUAUGCCAAACCCACCCACGGACGCUAACAGCUUUCAGGAGGAACACAGAAGUGGGCAAGCAAGCAUGCUUUUAACUGGUGUGGACAUCUUUUAGUCGGUCCAGUGUGUAUGGGCCUCGCUUCCACGUAGUGCUAGAUGUGUUGUUGACAGACAUACAAUAACAACUGGCACUCACAUCUGAACUGGCGUAUUAUUUGGAUGGUUCUACGAGUUAAGUUGCCGUUGCUGUCACACAUUUCCAACGUCAUCCGGGUGGACGUGUUCUUUUGAAUCCAGCAAAGUCGACAACUACGUGGGACAACAGACAGCGAGUUACCGCCACAGUUUCCAUAGCCAUGGCCAAAUACGAGAAGAAGUCGUUUGGAUGAGGCUAAAUAUACGUACUUUCGGGACCAGCAACUAGCUUUUUCUUCACUGUGAGUCAGGACGGAGGAGGAAGAGAUGAAGGAGGAGAGCCUGUUCCGCCGGCGGUUCUCCUUGGCCCCUUCUUCCACGCUCUCGCCGCCAAAGAUCGACCCGCGGGCUCUGACUCGAAACCUGUCGUACGCCGGGGAGCAGGACCUGUAUCCACACAGCCCAGGUACGGACUCUGAGCGUAAUGGCUUGUCCUCCCCCAGUGAUGACUUCAGCCCAGCCCAGAGCCCCAGCAGCCCACCUCCUCAGCUGGAGUCCAGGAUGUUUGGCAGUAGUGAGGUUGAUGGCUCGUCCCCUCCUGAGAAACUGGCCAGGAAGGAGUCACUCAAGGUCCAGAAGCAGAAUUACCGUCAGGAGAAGAAGAGGGCAGCUAAAGAGUUAUCCUCUGCCCUGAAGGACCCCAGUGUCGUCAUCAUGUCCAACUGGCUGAAGCUCCGAGGCUCCCUGAAGAGCUGGACGCGUCUGUGGUUCGUGCUGAAGCCGGGGAUGCUGCUGGUCUUUAAGGGCCCCAGCCUGGAGCACUGGGUGGGCACCGCGCUGCUCAGCUCCCUCAAGCUCAUCGAGAGGCCCUCCAAGAAGGACGGCUUCUGCUUCAAGCUAUACCACCCCCUCGACAAAUCCAUAUGGGCAAUAAAGGGUCCUAAGGGGGAGACGGUGGGCUCCUUCACCCAGCCGUUACCCAGCAGCCACCUCAUCUGCCGAGCCGCCUCCGAGUCAGACGGGCGUGUGUGGAUGGAUGCUCUAGAGUUGGCUCUCAGCUGUUCCAGCCUCUACAAGCUGACGUCUAAAGGCGGCCGAGACGGAGACUUAAGCUCCUCCUCCGACUCCUCCCACAUCCUCAAUCUCCUCCAAUCACCUCUGACCGAGCACGCCCUGCAGCAGCUUGAUGACUCUGUGCUGGAGAGCCACCACAUGGAGAAUGACGGCUUCUCUGACAAAUCAGAGCACGAUGCCCACGAGGACUCGGACGCGGCAGCCAACGAGAACGGAGGACGCGUGACAGAGGAGAGCGACAUGGACCAAUCAGACGAGCUCUCACCGAGCAUGCAGGCCACCACCUACGUGGAGCAGGGACUGGAGGAGAUGGCAGAGGCUGGCGAGGCGUCUCAGGUGGAGACGGUGUCUGACGAGAACAAGUCUCUGAUCUGGACGCUGUUGAAGCAGCUGAGGCCGGGGAUGGACCUGUCUAAAGUGGUGCUGCCCACCUUCAUCCUGGAGCCCCGCUCCUUCCUCGACAAGCUGUCCGACUACUACUACCACGCCGACCUGCUCUCACAGGCGGCGCUGGAGGAGAGUGCGUAUGGUCGGAUAAAGCAGGUGGUUCGAUGGUACCUCUCCGGCUUCUACAAGAAACCAAAGGGUCUGAAGAAGCCGUAUAACCCCAUCCUGGGAGAGACAUUCCGCUGCUGUUGGCUUCACCCAGACACCAACAGCUGCACAUUCUACAUCGCUGAACAGGUGUCGCACCAUCCCCCCAUCUCUGCCUUCUACAUCUCCAAUAAGAAGGACGGAUUCAGCAUCACCGGCAGCAUCCUGGCCAAGUCCAAGUUCUACGGUAACUCGUUGUCGGCCAUACUAGAUGGAAAGGCUAGACUGCUGCUGCUGUCCAGAGACGAGGAAUACGUCAUCACCAUGCCCUACGCACACUGCAAAGGUAUCCUGUAUGGCACCAUGACUCUGGAACUGGGCGGCAAGAUCACAAUCGAGUGCGAGAAAACCAAAUGCUCAGCAGAGCUGGAGUUUAAACUGAAGCCUUUCCUGGGCGGCUCCAGUACUGUAAACCAGAUUUCAGGAAAAAUCUGCGUUGGAGACGAAGUCAUGGCAACAGUGGAGGGCCACUGGGAUGGGGAUGUGUUUAUUGCAGAGAAGCGUAGUGGCCAGAGGGAGGUGCUGUGGAGUCCAAGUCCUGAGGUGCGCAGCAGCCGGCUCAAGAGGCGCACGGUAGCCAUGGACCAGCAGGGGGAGUUCGAGUCAGAGAGGUUAUGGCAGCGCGUGACGGCUGCGAUAGGCGAUCGUGACCAGAACAGGGCGACGCAGGAGAAGUUUGUCCUGGAGGAGGCUCAGAGGACGGAGGCGCGUGAAAGAGGAGAACGACCCUGGAACACACACCUCUUCACCCUCGACACACACACGCAGGAGUGGCAGUACAAACACGCAGAUCCAGAGCCGUGGGACGCCUCCACGUGUCUGCAGCAGUUUGAGAAGGACGGAGUGAUCCAGACCCAACGCAGGCACACCACACACCGACGCAGACACAACGGCUACUACAGAAACACAUGGGCUGGCACACAACAGGCCCAGGUAAACGGUAAGCACCGCAAAGCGAGCAGCCAGAACACGGGCAGCAGUAGCUCCACCCCUGAGCCACCAUUGGAGAGCUCAGACGGAGAGGCGGAGCCAGCGUUCCCUUCUCAUAGCCACGCCCCUUCCUGCACGCGCUGCAGCCAACAGGCCAAGGAGCUCUUGCAGAUAGAGGCCAACAUCGCAUCCAUACACAAGACCCAGCAGGACAUACAGAGGAAUCUAUCGUUUCUGAGUCGUCAGAUGUCUGCGUCUCAGCGGCGUGCGGCGGACGAGAGCUCUCUCCUGAUUGGGCGACACUGGCUCCUCCUCUGCCUGCUUCUCCUCCUCCAGCUCUUCAUCAACUACGUCUACACCUGAACACCGGAACCCAGCCGCAUCUACAGCGGAACCCAACCGCAUCUGAAACGGAUCUCAACCGCAUUUGAAAUGGAACCCAAACGCAUUUGAAGCGGAAUCCACCCACAUCUGAAACGGAACCCAACCACAUCUGAAACGGAACCCAAGCGCAUCUGAAACGCAACUCAACCACAUUAGAAUCAGAACACAACUCCACCGCAUCUGGCACAUGUGCGGCCCCCAUGUCCUGGAGUUAAGAGCUCACGCAACCUCCACACUAGUGCCCAGUGACCAAAACAGCCAACCCUGCCACACACACACACACACACGCACACACGCACGCACGCACGCACACACACACAC